Messenger RNA from Paramecium pentaurelia, 2258 nucleotides. The record is from the annotation of a GenBank genome assembly. NCBI's taxonomy places the organism in Eukaryota, Ciliophora, Oligohymenophorea, Peniculida, Parameciidae.
AUGAAUUAUUCUAAUAUAAAUGACGAUACUAAUUAUUGUUGUAUAGUGAAUAGAAGAAGAAAUUCAGAAUCUUUUUUUGCAAAUCAUGUUAUAGAUGAUGAAGUAAUAUAUUAUUUUAUUUAGGGUGAUGUAUUAAAUACUAAUGGAGUGCUAUUAUAAUUAUAUAAAGGUGGUUUGGAUAUUGAAGUUAUUAAAACUAAUUUAGAAAAGGUGAGAUUGAAUCCAAACUGGUUGAGUUAAAAAAGAGAUGAUUUGGAAUAUUAUAUACCAUAAUUUAUCAAUUAUUUGGUAUUUAGAGAUAAUCAUAAAGAAUUAAUAAAUUUCCUAAUAAAUGUAUGUUAAAAUAACUUUUUUUUUGCUCAUUUGACAUACUUUUAAUUAAAAUCCUUAUCAUAAAUUGUUAAUAAAAAGGUCAUAAAUUUAAAAGAAGUAAUCAAAUUUUUGGAUCUAUAUACUAAUUUAAUGAAAAAACAAUAUGGAGAUGAAUAUUUAAUAAAUGGAUAAGAAUUUGUUUCUCAUAAUCCUUAUAAAGAAGUCAUUUAAAUUUAUGGAACUGCAGGAUAUGAUUAAUCAACACCUAAACUUAAUGCUUCUGAAAUUAAUAUAUAAUAAUACACUUCAAUAAAUGGAGAUGAAUAAACUAAUGAAUUAAAUUCAGGAUUCUCUUCUACUAUCAAUUUCUGGAAUGAUAUAAUACGUAUAUCUGAAAGGUAUAUUAAAUAUUUAAUUAGACUUUAUCUAGCUUAUCCAUAAAUAAUAUCUUUAAAGGCAGAUCUACAAAGAAUUAAUCAGAAUCUACCAUCUUCUGUAUACAUACCUUUUGUUAAAGAUUAAAUAAGAAAUUAUGUAGUCUUAAAUAUAGUAGCAUCAGAAAGCAAAGUAUUUUCUACCAAAGAAAGAUCACCUUUCUAUAUUUGUCUAGAAAUAUACAGACCUGAUGUUGAAAAGGAUUAGCAGAAUGAUUUGAAAUAAUCAGAAGCAAUUACUCUACAUAAAUCAUUUCUCUAAUAGAAAAUGUCAAUAAAUGGGUCUAUUCAUGUUGAUUAAGCAAAAUGUAUUUGAUAAAUUUAUGAUUAGAUCCAAAUGUUCAUAAUAUCUCAGUAUAAUAACCUCUAUAAAUUAUUGAUGAAGAUAUAAUUGAUGAAACACCAACUGUAUAAUUUUAUUGUCCUGAUAAUGAUGAAGAUGUUGUAUAAAAGAGUGUUUAUUAAUCAUUUUAAAAAGAAAAUAAUGAAGAUUUUGUAAGUGUUGCCAGUUCAUUUAUAAAUGAAAUAAAAUAAAAAAGUAUCCUACUUGGAGAGGAUGGACAAUAUUUAUUUGGGGAAUCAGCAAAAGAUUAGGAGUAAAGAAUUAAGGAAUAAUCUCUAUUUGGUAAUCUUAAAUCCUGGCGAUUGGUUCAUCUUAUUGUGAAAUCAGGUGAUAAUUUAAAAUAGGAGUAGUUUGCUAUGCAACUUUUAUCAACUAUAGAUUAAAUCUUUAGUAUUGAAGAUCUACCUAUGAGAUUAUCAAUUUAUGAAGUAAUAUCCUUGGGACCCAAUUAUGGAUUAAUUGAAAUGGUGAAAGAUGCUAUUACAAUUGAUUCAUUAAAACGAUAGUUAUGGAAUAGAUAAUAAACAUUAGCCUAAUUCUUCGAGUAAUCAGUAUAUCUGUUCGAUUAUUAGUGAUAACUUUAGUGAUCGUCAUCGAACCAAUUUCCUGCAUAGCUUAGUUGGAUAUUCUCUUGCCUGCUAUAUUCUAUAACUUAAAGAUAGACACAAUGGGAAUAUAUUAUUAAAAAGAGAUGGCCAUUUAGUUCAUAUAGAUUUUGGAUUUUUUUUGGGAAAUGCACCAGGAAAGGGAAUCGAAAUUGAAAAUAAAGUUCCAUUUAAGUUAUUAAGUGAAUAUAUAGAAAUACUUGGUGGAGUUUAAAGUGAUUUAUUUAAAAAAUUCAGAGAACUAUUUUAUAAAGGUUUCAUGGCUCUUAGAAAACAUAGUGAUAGAAUAUUAUUACUUGUAAAAAUGAUGUAAUUAAUUAUAAAUUAAUUUUAUAGGUAUUCUGGACAAAAGAAUUAUAUGCCUUGUUUUAAAAGAGGAGAUAAAUCUAUAACUCAAUUAGAAGAAAGAUUUUUUUAAUAUGAAGAUAAUACAAAUCUAAAUAUAAUCUGUUAAAAGUAGAAUCUCUUAAAUUAUAUUCUAGCAUCAUUAAUUCAUCUAUAGAUAAUUGGAGAGCUAAAUGGUAUGAUAAAUAUCAAUAUUUUGUUUAAGGUAUCUUUUAUUGA